AUGGCUACGUCACAGACGUCGACGCUCACGAGUGGCCCGGCUGCUGCACAGACACCCACAUCCACAUGCACAUGCCGCUCGUCCACUUCCUCGUCCACGUCCGCAUCCAUCUCCGCACUCAAGGCGACAUUUCAGCCCGCUGAUCUUACCUCUGGCGCCUCGCGUGCUGUAGUAAACGCGGGAGCAAUGCCGCCGUCGAUACCCAAGGACCCCGACAAUUCAUCUUCUUCCGAUGCCGGUGGCCAAAAGAAGGUUCGCAAGGCGCAGAGCUGGUACGGGCAGUGGCCUAAAACACCAAGAAAAGCCACGGCAUCGAUUUCGGUUGCGCGUGAAAAUAUAUUAGGUGGAACUGUUCGCUCUACAGCCGCCCUCGGCCUAGAUCGGUUCGAGUCCUCAAAGAAGAGCGCAUCGGACACUGCCAGUAUUCGCAGCUCGUCACCACCAAGCAAGGUCGGCAAGGAUCAAAGAAUGAGUGCCGGUGCUGCCGACGGUGCUGCUGACGGUGCUGCCGACGGUGCUCUUGAUAAUCAGGACAGCAAUAGCAAGAAAAGCAUUACGCAACCGCAGGAUUACGCAGUUGACGGCAUGAAGCCCUCGGAUGAGGCUGACAACUCGCAAAACCAACCGCCACAAGCCUCACCGCAAGCCGAACAAAAAGGACAGCAACAGCUCUCGAGCCCUGCAUCAGGUGAACCAAGUGCGGCGUCGUCUUCCGCAGGCUGGCUUGGCUGGUGGUCCAAGGCUCCGCCCACAACUAAAGAUGAAAAUCUUGCUUCGACAGCUGCUACAGAUGCACACAUAGCCCCUCCUCCAUCCAUCGACAGGCCCAUUACCCCGUCAGACCAGGUAGCGUCCUCGAAUUGCGCGCCCAAAGAACCCCCUCCAAGCGCUCCAGCUACGUCAUCAACUUGGUUCGGAUUCUGGUCAUCUGCUCCCCACGACAAGAUGAAGACACCCGAGUCUGAAAAGGACAGCGAGGCAGAGACAGAGAGUGCCGAGCCCAAGGCUCAAGAGGAUGCAGCAACGCAGGACGCUUCGGCCGCGGCCAAGGAGUCUCAGCCGCCCCCCAAAGCCGGCUCGACGUGGGCCUUUUGGUCGAGGGCAUCGCCGAACGAUGCCAGCAGCGAAAAUCCCGCCUCAGAAUCCGGCCAAAUGGCUGUCAUUGGCGAGGGAUCAGAAGCACGACCAAAGCGUAUGAGCGAGGGCGAUGUCUCCGGGUCCGUGAAUGAAGGCGUCAAGGAGCCGCCGUCAAAGGAACCCCAGCCUCAAGCAAAGUCGACCUGGCGGAAAAAGAAGAGAGCGAGGCCCCCAUCUACGGAUGUGGCGGGAGACUCUGAUGCAUCAAGCCAUGGCAGUGCAGCUGUCGUUGGGCCUGUCGUGCAUGAGCCGCCACAGGGACUCCCGCCGCCCCCAAGAGAGCAGAAACCAUGGCGACAAACAGCGUCGGCAAGAGCCGACUCAUUGACACAUUCGAUGGCCGAGUCAGAAGUUGCGCCAAAGCAACCUCCCAACCUCGUGCUGCCUUCAUUUUCCAGCACGUACCAAAUGAAGGAGGAUGCGUCCAUCCUGCAGCAGAUCGCGCAACUGCUGCUGCGAACCUCGCAGCCUCCGCCAAGCCAUGUGUUUCGAGCCAAAGACUUGCCCCAAAUUCGCAAGGCCAUAGCCAUUGGCGUUCAUGGCUUGUUUCCUGCCACGUAUCUCCGCCCGAUGAUCGGCCAGCCCACGGGGACAUCGUUGCGGUUUGCCAAUCUCUGCGCCGAGGCCAUUCGACGGUGGACCAACGCCCAUGGCUCCCCCGACUGCGAGAUCGAAAAGGUCGCGCUGGAAGGCGAGGGCAGGAUUGGUGAUCGGGUCGACAAUCUGUGGAAGCUCAUGCUCAACUGGAUGGACCACAUCCGCCAAGCCGAUUUCAUCAUCAUGGCGUGCCAUUCGCAGGGCGUUCCUGUGAGCAUCAUGCUGCUGGAGAAGCUCAUCGACAUGGGCGUCAUCACGAAUGCCAAGAUUGGCGUGUGUGCCAUGGCUGGAGUGGCCCUCGGUCCGUUUCCCGACUACAAGUCGAGCAUACUGAUGGGGUCGGCAGCCGAGCUGUGGGACUUUGGCAAUCCCGAAAGCACCAACUCGCAGCGUUUCGAGGCCUCUCUGAAGCGGGUGCUGGAUUAUGGAGCGAGGGUGACGUUUAUCGGGAGCAUCGACGACCAACUGGUGCCCAUGGAGUCGGCGGUAUAUUCUCCCGCGAGCCACCCGUACAUCUAUCGAGCCGUCUUUAUCGACGGACGGGUCCACGCGCCCGAUUUUAUAGCACACCUCGUGGGGUUUGCCCUGAAGCUACGCAACCUGGGCGUUACCGACCACGGGCUCAUCCGCGAACUGUCCGUCGCCCUCGCCGGCUCGCUGUACUCUGGGGAAGGCCACUCGCGGCUGUACUACGACCCUGCCGUGUACGACCUAGCCAUUUCGCACGCGCUGGAAACCACGUCGACUCCUUGCCUCGUGCCGUGCAAGAUAGGCCCGCGCCAGGGCCUCGGCUCCGCGAACCCGUACGUCCUGCCGUGGAUCAUGCGGGGCAUGCUGGAGGAAGACUUUGUCAAGACGGAGCUGAGCAGCGAGACUGAAGAGCUCUUGCGGCAAUUUGACGAUUGGAAGCCGUCCAACAAGGCGCUCAAGGAUGUCAAGUAUCGCUUGGAGGCGGUGAGAUCGAAGCUGUGA
Molecule: messenger RNA, 2706 nt
Organism: Ustilaginoidea virens
Lineage: Eukaryota; Fungi; Ascomycota; Sordariomycetes; Hypocreales; Clavicipitaceae
Exons: 3
Coding region: 1-2706 (901 amino acids)
Source: RefSeq, a predicted model, not a curated record